AGCUUGAUUCUUUAUUAGCUUCAACAUAGUUCAACAUUCAACAUUCAAUAUUCAGGUUCCGUUACACUGCGCCAGGCCUUGAAUUUAAGCACACAAACUAAGCAGCCAUAAAUUACUUGUGCCUCUAGCCUUAGCUUGUCUUGCCUCAGUCUACCCAGGUCUGGGGCCUGGGGGAGACCUGGGGGAGACCAGGACACCUCGAAGAGAUGACGUAACUUCCGAACUUUCGGCGGGAUUGAAGAACAAAACCGUAUCGAUUUUGGAUCUCCUUUGAUCAUUAAAUUUUCUCUACAUGGUUGAGGUCAAAAACAAAGUCUGUCUUAUUGUUCAUGAUGGAUGGGGUAUUGCGGCGAAGCCUGGCCUGGAAGGAAACGCCAUCGAGGCGGGCACGACGACCAACAUGGACACUAUUGCCAAAGAACACAGUUUUCGCAAGCUGGCUGCUCAUGGUACGGCUGUUGGACUGAGUGAAGGGUUAAUGGGUAACUCUGAAGUCGGUCAUUUAAACAUUGGGGCUGGCCGUAUCGUCUGGCAGGACAUUGUCAGGAUCGAUGUUUCGAUCAAGAAGAAAGAGUUUCAUAAGAAUCCGCAAAUUCUCGAAAGCAUGAAGAGGGCAAAGGAGGGUAAUGGUAGAUUACAUCUUCUUGGUUUGAUUUCCGACGGUGGUGUCCACUCUCACAUUCAUCAUCUCUUCGCUCUCCUCGAAACCGCCAAAGAAGAAGGCGUCCCACACACGUAUGUCCACUUCUUUGGUGAUGGUCGUGACACUGCACCUCGUUCUGCCGCUGGAUACUGUGAGCAACUACUCGAGUUCAUGAAAAAGGAAGAAUACGGAGAAUUGGCGACAAUUGUGGGACGGUACUAUGCUAUGGACCGAGAUAAGCGUUGGGAGAGGGUCAAGGUUGCAAUAGACGGUCUAGUUGAUGGGGAAGGCGAGAAACUAGUCGACACAAAGACUUUUGUUCUGGACGCUAUCAAAGGAAAUUAUGAGAAAGAUGUCACAGAUGAGUUUUUGAAGCCGAUCAUCGUAAACGGUGACGAGGGACGGAUAAAAGAUGGCGACACCCUCUUCCUCUUCAACUACAGAUCCGACAGAAUGCGUGAAAUCGCCACCGUUCUUGGGUCUUUGGACAAGCCAAUGGAAGUGAAUAUCCCCAAGGAUCUGCACAUUACUACUAUGUCACAGUACAACUCUGAAUUCCCGUUCCCUGUCGCAUUCCCUCCUCAAGUAAUGACCAACGUCCUGGCUGAGACCCUUGCCUCCCAAGGUGUUAAUCAGGCUCACAUUGCCGAAACCGAAAAAUACGCCCACGUAACGUUCUUCUUCAACGGUGGCCUUGAAAAGCAAUUCAAAAACGAAGAACGACAUAUGAUUCCUUCCCCCAAAGUACCUACUUACGACAAAGAUCCGAAGAUGUCCGUCAAAGACGUAGCUAACAAAGUCGCUGAAGUGGUCCGUGAAUCAAAACACGAAUUCGUCAUGUGUAAUUUCGCUCCUCCUGAUAUGGUCGGACAUACUGGGGUGUUCGACGCCGCUGUCGAAGCUAUCUCUCAUACGGACGAGGCAGUGGGGACUGUGUACAAGGCAUGUCAAGAUGCAGGGUAUAUACUUUUGAUCACGGCGGAUCAUGGUAAUGCGGAGCAGAUGAAGAAUCUGGAGACUGGGGCUCCGCAUACGGCGCAUACGACGAAUGCGGUUCCUUUUAUUAUGACCGGGGAUACGGAGAAGUUCAAGUUUACGGAGGAUAAGGAUGAUGGAGAGCAGGAGCCUGGAGCGUUGUGUGAUGUUGCGCCAACAGUCUUGGAUCUAUUGGGGCUGGAGCAGCCGAAAGAAAUGUCCGGACGGUCACUACUUGCGAAGGUUUAAGAUUUAGAUACUCUCUAGACUGCUUGAAUGAUCCCAAUUUUUACACGAAGUACUUUGAGGAUAUCGGAUUCUCUAUUCAUCAAGACGCACUACUGGUUCAUUU
Messenger RNA from Lentinula edodes (shiitake mushroom), 1970 nucleotides. RefSeq names its product cofactor-independent phosphoglycerate mutase. Gene Ontology annotation, biological process: glucose catabolic process. NCBI's taxonomy places the organism in Eukaryota, Fungi, Basidiomycota, Agaricomycetes, Agaricales, Omphalotaceae. Gene Ontology annotation, molecular function: manganese ion binding. Gene Ontology annotation, cellular component: cytoplasm. The transcript has 8 exons. Bases 293 to 1867 code for a protein of 524 amino acids. The record is from RefSeq and is a predicted model, not a curated record.